AUGUAAUAUCCCCUAGUCGAGAUAUAAAAAAGGCAAAAUACACGAGAGCUGUUUGCUUAACCAAGGUCACGACUCAGCUUCGAGUACUGCUUUUCUUUCCAAACGCUCGCUUUUAAUUUAUGUGUGACAGACGGAACGUUUUUUUUUUUUAAAGAAGGCGUCAAUAUCGAAGUAAUUCCUUAAUAAUCAUAAUCAACUGCACGUGUGAAUUCAUGUCUGUAUAUUCUGACCAAAUAUACUGCCCAGUGUUUGUGCCGGGCGGAGACAUGACUGAGGUGAUGAUCAGUAGCACCCCCAUGGAGGACAUAAGGCUCAGCCCCAGCAAGGACCGGCUCUCUUUCCAGAUCUUCCCGGACCCCUCGGACUUCGAGCGCUGCUGUAAGCUGAAAGACCGCCUGCCGUCCAUCGUAGUGGAGCCCACGGAGGGGGAAGUGGAGAGCGGUGAGCUGCGUUGGCCACCAGAGGAGUUCAUUGUCUGUGAGGAGGAAGAGAACCAUGGCAAAAGCCAAACUGGACAGCCGACGCAGAACAACGAGCACUAGAAGCCAAACAGACCCCACCCACCCUCCAACACACACCAGCAGGAGAUCCCACUCGCACCUAACCACUCAGACUGAACAGGGGCACACAUGUCAGUGAUGCUCACUUUCCUUCCCUUGACACCAAAGCAUCACUCUCAAGAGAAGCAAUAUGCAGUACCUUAUCUACUCUCCAGAUUUCACCUCUGUUGCUUUACCUUACACUCACACUCCAUAUGCAUGAAAGUACACACACACACACACACACACACACACACACACACACACACACACACACACACACACACACACACACACACACACACACACACACACACACACACACACACACACACACACACACACACACACAGUUUAAACCAACCCCAAAAUAGAGGCCCAGUUAAACGGUAGCAGCUCUGGGCUUUAUGGACAAUUCUAGUACUGCAGGAUACUACAGUUCCCACACCAUUCGGUCAAACCUGCUGGCCACAUGACUCCAGAGACUCCUCAUACCCAUAUAGGCUACUGCUGUGGUACCCAAGCGGACUUCUGUUUUUCAUACUUUCCUUCAGUAUAUGGAUUGAAAUAUACAUGACUGUGAUUGCCAUUGCCAGUCUUUUUAAAAGGCAGUGCUUGUGCAUAGGUUGGUGGGGUUUGUUUUGUUCCUUUCGGUGGAUUAUGGUGGUUGACAGGAAGUAGGGGUUACUGUCUAAACACAAGGAGACCUUUGGUCUCCGUUGGGUAAAGUACUAGUUUUUUACACUGAGAUGGAAGGAGAGGAAACGCUUCCCUAUUUCUGUAACAAUGAAUAAUAUGUACAGUAUGUUAUGAAGGCUGGUUGUGCCCUGAAGCACUCAUGUGCUUUUAUUUUGUUCUUGUUGUGUACCCCUAAUGUCAUUGGAUAGGUAUUGGGGACAGUAAGAGUCAAUAUAUUUGAGAUUAUGUAGUGAUUUAAAACCAACAGUGUGACUAUAAUGGACGAAGACUCACUGAAGGACAUGUAAAUAUAUGUUUGCCCUCAGAACCAAUACCUGAGGUUACUGUUGAUUUGGUUUAUUUUAUUAUUGUCGUAAAACAUUCAUGAGACUAAAAUUUGUUCUAGGUUAUUCUCACCUGAGCUCAGAGUUCCCUAAUCUAGUCUUCCUGUUCUUUUGAAAUCCAUGAUGGGUAUGUCAGCCUCAAUGUUCAACCAGUAAGGUAUAACAUGAUGUGUGGUCAGUGACUUUGCCAGAUAACAUUUGUAAAUUUCUGAAACUCCAAUUUUCCAGUUCAUAAAAUUGGGCAUUGGUUCAUGGACUCUGCACUGUUAUUAACCAGUCCUCAAAAGUAGCUUAAUUUUCUGAUCUUGAAAACAGUUACCGGUGUCUGUCACUUUGUCAAAGUUAGUUAGUUGGCUGGCUAACUCAUUGAUUGUGUCUCAUAAAUAGCCACUUGGUUUGUAUGCCAUUUGAAAGACCAACGGUGUUUUGCUCUCUAUGUAUAUUCUACAUCACCAGCUCCAUGUCCAGUCUUCUUGGAAGGAUGUAUAUUGUUAAAAGCAUGUUUUCUGGAGAAAAAACUACUUAUGUAUUUCAUUUAUGAUACUGUAUAUGAAGCGUUGUGUACGUCUCUCUCUCUCUCUCUCUCGCACAUUUAAUUUCCCUGUACAUGGCAUUAGAACUCUGUACAGAAUAUCUCUUUGUCUCUCUCUGCUGUCACCCACAAGUCCUGUGUAGUUUUUGUAAACCUCAGGGAGAUUAGCUGCCAUUUUGCUGUCAUUUUUUGUAUUUAGACCACUUUACUCUGAACAGAGGUUGUAAAUAAACAUUUGAAUUUGC
Molecule: messenger RNA, 2338 nt
Organism: Oncorhynchus keta (chum salmon)
Lineage: Eukaryota; Metazoa; Chordata; Actinopteri; Salmoniformes; Salmonidae
Product: protein LBH-like
Exons: 3
Coding region: 213-542 (109 amino acids)
Biological process (GO): positive regulation of DNA-templated transcription
Cellular component (GO): nucleus
Source: RefSeq, a predicted model, not a curated record